AUGAUCUCUGCUUCGGAGUCCGUGUGGAGGAUGAUCCGGCUGGCGGUGACAGUGGCGCUCUUAUCAGCCUGCACGGCGUCAGAGUACGAGUACCUGAGCUGGAAGUCGGACAUGUACAACGGCGGCCGCAGCUACGGGAAGCCUCCCCAGUGCGUGGACAUCCCGGAGGACCUCCGACUCUGUCACGACGUGGGCUACAACCAGAUGCUGCUGCCCAACGUGCUGGAGCACGAAACCAUGGCCGAGGUGAAGCAGCAGGCCAGCAGCUGGGUGCCCCUGGUGCACAAGAACUGCCACCCGGGCACGCAGGUCUUCCUCUGCUCGCUCUUUGCGCCCGUGUGCCUGGAGAGGCCCAUCUUCCCGUGCCGCUGGCUGUGCGAGGCCGUGCGGGACGGCUGCUCCCCCAUCAUGGAGUCGUAUGGCUUCCCCUGGCCGGAGAUGCUCAUCUGUGACAAGUUUCCCCAAGACGACGUGUGCAUCGCCAUGACGCAGCCCAACGCGACCAAGGCCCCCAUGCCGACAGGCUACUCUCCCAUCUGCCCUCCAUGUGACAAUGAAAUGAAAACAGACGCCAUGCUGGAGCACAUGUGUGCCAGCGAGUUCGCUUUCAAGACCAAGAUCAAGGAGGUGAAGCGAGAAAACACGGACCGCAAGGUGAUCCUGCAGAAGCGGAAGAAGAUGCUGAAACAGGGGAACCUGAAGAAGAAGGACAUGAAGUCGUUGGUGAUGUACUUGAAGAACGGUGCGGACUGCCCCUGCCAGCAGCUGGACAACCUGACGAACCAGUAUCUAAUCAUGGGCCGCAAGGUGGAUAAGCAGUACCUCCUCACGGGCAUCCACAAGUGGGACAAGUCCAGCAAAGAGUUCAAAAAAGCCAUCAAGAAACUCAAGACCUACAAAUGUCCCGCCUUUGAGAACGUCUUCUAAUAAUGUGACCCCGACCUGAAGCCGUUGGUCGCGUCUCGUCCCACAUGAAAUGAACUUGCACAAGCAUUAAAAAAAAAUCCCUUUUGCUUUCUAUUGCCCUGUUUAUAUAUCUAUAUAUAUCUUUGUAUAUUUACAGAUAUACUUUGAAAAUGUCCAUUGUUAAGUUUUAGUCGAAUGUGGUGAGUGAUGACACCACACACACAAAAAAAGGGGGGGUUUUCCUUUUGUUUCUUCUGCAAAAGCCCUUCCUGACUGAAAUCAUUUCAGUGUGUAGAUACUCUGUGACACUCUUUCACUCAGCAGCUCGGUGCGUUGUGCUUAAUAGUAAUAGUUGGAGAUUUUUUUUGGUGGGGGGGCUUUAUUACUGAGAGUGAGAAGAGAAAUAUUGACGUCAAGAUUGAUUGACUCAGCAGAUGGUUAGCUUAGCCUGGCCGUGCGACUGGAAACAGCGAGGAAACAGCUAGCGUGCUGCUCUCCAGAGGUAAAAAAAACAUGUUCUUUUUGUGUUUGUACAGAUUAAACUAGUUCAAUACAAUGUGUUGAAUGAGACACAUUAUGCUCAUUUUGAUUUUUUAUUUUGGGUUAUUACUAGAACAGGAUUACAAACACAUCAGUUUUCUCACGCUGUCCAGAAAGGCUGUUUGAGCUCGACCGUCUGAAUACCAGGUCUGCUCUCAUUCGUCAGCUCACACACGCCUGAGCCAAACGACUUCCUACGAGCCAAACUAGCCUCUCGGUUAAAGUCUGCAGAUGUGUUAAAUGGUGGCGUAAUGUGAUGUCUUAAAGGUGAGACUACUGACGUGACGUUUCAGAGAGAUUUGGUGAUAGUAACGCAGCAGAGGCUCGCCUCUACACCGCCUUCGUUUAUUCAAGCGGAUGCUGUUGUAAUGUGUUGUGAUGGAGAUCCAGACGCACCAUUCAUAGUGGAAAGUGACGAAGAUACUUUGUUUUGCUCUAAAUUACAUCAAAUUAUCAACACCAGUAAAGACCUGUCUGACUCUGUAUGGAGGGCUGAAAGGGUCACAUGUAUUUUCCAAAUUAAUUUUGGUAAUUUCAACAACAACGGCACAAUAGUUAAAGGCGACAGAGACAUUCAGGGGUCUAUCGUACAUCAUAGCUUGUCUCAGAGCAACACAGUUUUCAUUUUCAAAUAGUAGAAGUACCUGCGCCUCGACUGGUGUUAAAGUGAGGAGGUGUGGUCAGGCGCACUGAUACGUGUCUGUCAAUGGACCAACAAAAAUCUGGUCUAAAGUCGGACUGAGGUCUGCGAACAUUCAGACGGAGGGCCGCAGCGCUCCUCCUCCUCCUCAAAUAGAUAUCAGAAUUUUCUCAUAUGCAAUCAAACAGAGCUAUUGAUCAGACAGAUGAUUGUGGAAUGAUUACCUGCCGUUUAACUAGCGAAGUGGACUUGGACCCGCCCUGAGAGUCGGUACUACAGACGGGGUGGCAGAAACGUUUCCACCUGUAAGCUCUGAAUACUCAUAUAAGCUGCCAAAGACACAUUACUGUUGUCUGGUCUUGUAACGUUGGGUGGAAAUGUGGGAGUCCAGUGAAGGAUCAGACGUCGGUUCUCCUCCAGAAGGCUGCAGUCUAACCAUCUGCUGCGUCACGUUUAUUUUUUAGUGUACAAGCGAGAGAUUCAUGUCGAUCUCCUCGUCCGACUCUCAGCAAGAAAAAAAAAUGUCCAACUAUUCUUAUAAAUCUCUCUGAUUCUGAUCAUAUAAGAGCAAAAUCUUGUAAUCAAUGGCUACACAACUGGCAGUUGCAGGUUACUUGGCGCUUGAGAAGCCGUAGAGGGUGUCUGUUGAAUAACUUAUUGACAGAAGUAUGAGAGAGAACGCUGCCGUCACAUGAUUGUUUCUGUCAGACUAAAGACUGCACUACCAAUGAUUCUGAUCAUUUUAUUGUCAUUUAUUUCGUUUUCGUUGGUUUGUUUCUUUUUUUUUUUUUUUUGUUACUUGAAAAAUCAUCGUGCAGCCUGUGUGGCAGACAUCUUGAUUUAUUGUUGUCGGACAUUUGGCUGAACUCAAAAUUAUUAUUAUUUUUUUUUUUUUACCACUUUUCUGUCUCUGUACAUCCAGACUGCAUUAAUCAGUAUUCAUCAAUAAUGGAAACAAAAAGCCUUGUAGUCAGAGUGCAGACUGUGUUCUGGUUUGUUUGACUUGAAAGUCACAGUAAUGUUGCAGAUAUGAAUGUCAGCGGUUCAUUGCUGCCUGUUACAUGUACAUACAAAUUUUACAUAAAUAUUGAAAACUGAA
This is a messenger RNA of Acanthopagrus latus (yellowfin seabream), 3185 nucleotides long. It is a transcript of the gene sfrp1a, whose product is annotated as secreted frizzled-related protein 1a. Gene Ontology annotation, molecular function: Wnt-protein binding. The coding region runs from base 1 to 927 and encodes 308 amino acids. The transcript has 3 exons. Lineage: Eukaryota; Metazoa; Chordata; Actinopteri; Spariformes; Sparidae. The record is from RefSeq and is a predicted model, not a curated record. Gene Ontology annotation, biological process: non-canonical Wnt signaling pathway; negative regulation of canonical Wnt signaling pathway; canonical Wnt signaling pathway.